AUGCCACCGGCAUAUGAGUUCAGGGGCAAUGACCGACGGUCAUCGUACCGACCUAAGCAAGAGUUCACCUUUCGUUAUUCGCGUCCUGGUACCUCUGAGCGCCCGUUAUUGAGAACCAGGCGAGAAGCAACACCAGAGCAACUGGUAGCCCAGGGAGCCUCGGAUAGCAAAAAGCCUGGCCUGAAAUUCGCUUCCUUGGAGAAUCUGAGCGACAGCGAAGAGGCGGAUAUGGAUGUUUCCUCUGAUGAUAACGCGGAUGCGACUCAUCCUCGUAAGAAGCGCGCGAUUGAAUCCAACACUACCACAGAUUCAGCUCCUGCACCGGCGCCCACUCCCAGGUGGUCUAACCCUGAUCCUUAUACCGCCCUGCCCCCGCCAGAUGAGAGUCAAUCAAAACGAGUGGAUGUGGUCAAGUUGAUUCGCAAGGCUCGAAUUGCCGCGACCGCGGCGCAGCCCGCCUCGACGGAUGCAGUGACUUCCAACGAGGACUUCAUCUCACUUGGUGGGCUUGGGGACGAUGAGGGAGAGGACCGAAAUCCUCCGGAACACGCGCCCACCGGUCCAAAACGUCAACUGGACGGUAGGGAUUCUGCACUGGGCAGUCGCAAGAGGACAUAUGACGACGAGAUGAAGGGCAUUUCGAAGAAGACUGGGAAGCCGUUGAGUCGGUUUCACAGUGAUGGUUCAAUUACCGAUGAAUGGAGAGUGCGCCCACUUCAAUCGGGUGCGCCGUGGCUACACCAUAUGGCGCCUACCUUGCAUUUGGGGACCAGGCUGCACAAUGAAAUCUUAAGCUUCUAUCACUGGGUGAAGCCGGUGUCCUACGAACAAAUCGUGCGCGAGGACUUGGUAUCGAGGCUACAGACUGCGUUUCAAAGCAGGUACUAUGGUGUGCAGCUACGCCCCUUCGGUUCCUUCGCGUCUGGUCUUUACCUUCCCACGGCGGAUAUAGAUCUAGUUUUACUUUCAACGAACUUCAUGCGCCAUGGGAUUAAGACUUUUGGCGAGCGAAAAGGUCAGAUUUACGCAUUUGCAGCAUUCUUGAAGAACCAGAACAUAGCUGUGCCUAACUCAAUUGAAACGAUCGCUCAUGCUCGGGUCCCCAUUCUCAAAUUUGUGGACAAAAUCACGGGGUUAAGAGUGGAUCUUUCCUUUGACAACGACAGUGGACUCGUUGCCAAUGAAACUUUCAAGCAAUGGAAGUCUGAAUACCCUGCCAUGCCCGUUCUUGUGUCCGUGAUCAAACAGUUUCUGCUUCUUCGAGGACUAAACGAAGUACCAACUGGUGGACUGGGCGGGUUUUCAAUCACUUGUCUUGUCACAAGCUUGUUGCAACAUAUGCCGUACGGCCACUCGGCGCCGAACCUAGGCAGCAUGCUUAUGGAUUUUUUCGAGUUUUACGGCAAACAUUUCGACUAUGAAAAUGUUGCCAUUCGCUUCAACCCACCCAGUUACUUCAAUAAGAAAGUCUACAGCUCCCGGGAUAAUAAUCCUCGUCUCUCAAUUGAAGAUCCCAACAAUGCUGAUAAUGAUGUGUCUGGCGGCACACGGGAGAUUGCAUUGAUAUUUGGAUCUUUUGCCGAAGCCUACAGGCGGCUCAAGGCACGUAUGAUCACGACGGCUAGGACGGAGGAUUCAAAAGCCAGCAUUCUAGAAACCAUUAUUGCGGCAAAUUACGACGAAUACACCGAGCAAAGGUGGCAACUGCGUCAGAUCUUUGAUAACGAUUCCCGCUUCGCUCAUCUCCAUCAGCUUCCCAUACCCCCUCCCCCACCUCAAGGCUCGCCUCCGGUCACUGUCGCCCCAUCACCACCCCCUCUGCCUCCCAAUUCCCCUCCGCCCGCCCGUGGCGCAAAGGAGAAAGAGAAGGUAACCAAGCUGCAAAAGAAGCAACAGGCGGCCCGGGACCGUGCCACACGCCUAAGACGACUACGCCCAGACAUUCCGUCUGUCCCUACCACCAUCACCAAUGAGCAAGCGCUAAGUCUGGGUGGAUAUAAGAACCAAUCUGACAUGGAUCGGGAUCUUAUCCAGCGGGAGAAAGAAUUGAACCCACCCAAUGAAGACUAA
Aspergillus saccharolyticus JOP 1030-1 is the source of this 2070-nucleotide messenger RNA. RefSeq names its product putative topoisomerase family protein TRF4. The transcript has 3 exons. The coding region runs from base 1 to 2070 and encodes 689 amino acids. Lineage: Eukaryota; Fungi; Ascomycota; Eurotiomycetes; Eurotiales; Aspergillaceae. Gene Ontology annotation, biological process: RNA 3'-end processing. The record is from RefSeq and is a predicted model, not a curated record. Gene Ontology annotation, cellular component: nucleolus; TRAMP complex. Gene Ontology annotation, molecular function: poly(A) RNA polymerase activity; mRNA binding.